UAUACGCAAAGAACCGCUGAGACACUUUCGCUUUACUGACACAGACAGACAUACUGCUUCUGAAAAGCAACGGAAGAACAAAGGAAGAAGAAUUGAAGCAACUGUUACUAAAGAUGGGAUUUGCUGCGAGUAUUGUCCUGGUAAUAUUGUUCACAGACUAUGUCAUUUCAGGGGUCUUUAAGGGCUUUGAGGUUGUGGGGUCUUGUAUGGAACCCCAUAGCUUCAAUGGUGGGCCCUUGAGGACAGUUUACGGUCACACCGCUACAUCCUGUGCCAACCUGUGCAGUGGGGAGACACUGUGCCAUUCCUUCACGUUCAGGAACUCCUCUUCAACCUGUUUUCUCCAUCGUGCUUACAUUCCCGAGUGGCCCUGUGACAAAUUUGGCGACCUCCACUUCAACGACCUUUACAACCCCUGUCUUCAUGGCGGAGACCACAACCCUGACACAAACAUCUGUCGGUGUUUCAAUGGCUACAAAGGAGAUGUGUGUGAAGAUGUGAUUACAGACUGUUCCGAUGGUGUGGCUCAUUACAACGGACAGAAUGGCGAAUAUAUUAUCCAACCUCAUCUGUCCCCCCGCCCAUUUAUUGUCUACUGUGACAUGGCCUUAGGUGGACGAACCACCAUUUUGAAACAGAGCACUGGAAAUGAAAACUUCAACAGACCGUGGGAUGACUACAAGAAUGGAUUUGGAAACAUUUCAGGAGACCAUUGGCUGGGCAAUGACUACAUCCACUAUAUCAGCUACAGCAGAAAACACUCGCUCUUGGUACAGGUUGAAACGGGUAGCAGCUAUCACCAGUAUUACAUGCAGGACUUUGGAGUAAAUGAUGAAGCAAGUAAGUAUAACCUGACGUUUGGCCAUCAUUUCACCAGUGACAAGUUUCAUGAAUCCCUCGAAGACUGCCUUGGACCGUUGUACGGUUCAUCAUUCAGCACCCCGGACCAGGACAAUGACAACAGUGCUCGGAACUGUGCUCAGGACUUUCAGUCAGGCUGGUGGUUCAAGGACUGCUCCACUUGCAAUCCCACGGGCGUGUAUGAGGCAUCCCCAGUCAGUGGACAGGCUGGCGGCGCUGACAGUGACCUACACUGGACUCCUGGGCAGGGAUUGGCAACCCGGUCCCCGAGGAUGAUGCUCUUGUACCUGGUCUACAACAACCCAGACACGUGGGGAUAAGACAGUCAGCUUGGCCCUGGUCAGGCAGCCAAGGAUGAUUGAAAGAGACCAAGGCAGCAAUGGAUGAAGAAAUACAUUAAAUAUAUUAAAAACGGAACAGAUGACUUUUAACAUUUUAGGUGUUACUCACAGCUUUCAGCGUCGGAGUGAUCAUUCAUACCUUAUGCCCGCAAAACAAAAGACAGAAAAAGAACUUCUCCCCCUAGUCUAUUCCCACCUGCUCUGCUAUCGAUAGGUUCCUGUGGUGACCCUCUUUUGCCGUUAUGCUCUGCAUACGAAAGACAAAUAGAAUGAAUAUCCAACAUAUAUAGUGCUUCUUUAGACAAAGGCAUUAAGGUACGUGCAUUUUCGAAAUGGUCUCAUAUACUCUAAGCUCAUUUCUACAUUGAAAGUUUCUUUAGUGUUUGUGUUGUGCCUUAAAGGCUUUGCUAAAAAGUGAUAUUUAUAAUUCCUCUUUUUUUGUUGUC
Molecule: messenger RNA, 1648 nt
Organism: Haliotis rufescens (red abalone)
Lineage: Eukaryota; Metazoa; Mollusca; Gastropoda; Lepetellida; Haliotidae
Product: fibrinogen-like protein 1
Exons: 3
Coding region: 114-1181 (355 amino acids)
Source: RefSeq, a predicted model, not a curated record